Molecule: messenger RNA, 650 nt
Organism: Brassica napus (rape)
Lineage: Eukaryota; Viridiplantae; Streptophyta; Magnoliopsida; Brassicales; Brassicaceae
Exons: 1
Coding region: 179-439 (86 amino acids)
Source: RefSeq, a predicted model, not a curated record
AUUUUAUUUCUAAUCGGAGCUCCUAUCUUGCUUGUCCUCCAUUCUUUUUCAUCUACCUUUGAAUCUUUCAUACUUGUAUAUAAAGCUUUACUUCCUCCUCUGCUACUCCUUUUCUAUCAAUCAUCAAAACACAUUCAUUGUAUUAAACCCUAAACCCCGAGAACCUGAAAUACCACAAAUGAGACCUUUUGGCUUGAUCUUUACGGUCAUGUUCUUGGUCUCAGCCUUUUCAGAAUCAAGAACCGCCGAUUGUAGGGUUCUCCUUGGUGGCUCAUCGGAGGAAAUAGGUCCAUCAAAGAAUCAUGGGGUCGAUUUUCAACGUAAAGAGUUGUUAGGGGUCGUGAUGCGUGGUUAUAAAAGGUUACGGUCGCUUUCUUCAGCUGGGGAGAGGAUGCACACAAUGGCUUCAGGACCGAGCAGGAAAGGUUCUGGUCACUAAAAGACUAUUGAUCCACUUAGAUUAUUUCUAUACAUCAAUAUUUGUUUAGCUCAGGUUAUAGUAAAGGCUUUUCAUUUGUUAUAUUGUAUUUAUUCAGUCGUGAAAAAAACAAUGUAAAGUUUAGAAGGGAAAUUUUUUGAUCAUACAGUCGGUUUCCUUCUGAUAAACACCCAUAUAUACACGUCCCAAUAAAUUUAUGGUUUUGAAUUCA